Messenger RNA from Gossypium raimondii (Peruvian cotton), 618 nucleotides. RefSeq lists its product as uncharacterized. The transcript has 2 exons. The record is from RefSeq and is a predicted model, not a curated record. Lineage: Eukaryota; Viridiplantae; Streptophyta; Magnoliopsida; Malvales; Malvaceae. The coding region runs from base 1 to 618 and encodes 205 amino acids.
AUGGCGGAAAGACAACCCGUAAGAAAUGUGCCAAAUUUAAAUUUACAAGCCUUGCUACGCGAGGUUGAACGUUUAUUUGAUUGUAAGUUGGAGCCAAUACAAGAUCGACUUGAUCACGUGGAAGGGAGAGGCCGCCGAGGAAGGACUCCUCUAAGUCCACCUAGAAAUCGAAAUCGAAGACAAUCUCAAGAUAAUGAAGUUUCUGAACCGAGUGAGGCCAAGAGUGAACAAGGCUCCGACGUUAGUGAACGAAGGAGAGAUCCGGAAGCUUAUUUGGAAUGCGAAAAGAAAAUUGAAUUAGGGUUCGAAUGCCAUAAUUACUCCGAGGCAAAGAAGGUCAAGUUGGCGGCCAUUGAAUUUUCAGAUUAUGCUAUGAUAUGGUGGGACCAAUUUGUCAUGAGUCAAAGGCAAAAUGGUGAGCGUCCUAUCACCACUUGGGCCGAGAUGAAAGCCGUGAUGCGGCGAAGGUUUAUUCCUUCAUAUUAUCAUCGGGAGUUGUAUCAAAAGCUCCAAAAUCUCACCCAAUGGACCAAAAGUGUGGAGGAUUACUACAAAGAGAUGGAAAUAGCCAUGAUUCGUGCGGAUGUCCAAGAAGAUCGUGAUGCAACUAUGGCGUGA